Messenger RNA from Drosophila nasuta, 2775 nucleotides. RefSeq names its product disc proliferation abnormal (gene dpa). Gene Ontology annotation, cellular component: MCM complex; nucleus. Bases 122 to 2716 code for a protein of 864 amino acids. Gene Ontology annotation, biological process: DNA replication; double-strand break repair via break-induced replication; mitotic DNA replication initiation. Gene Ontology annotation, molecular function: single-stranded DNA binding; ATP hydrolysis activity; ATP binding. Lineage: Eukaryota; Metazoa; Arthropoda; Insecta; Diptera; Drosophilidae. The transcript is spliced from 6 exons. The record is from RefSeq and is a predicted model, not a curated record.
CAACUGUCAUAAUUUCCCGCGCAAAGUCAACAACGAUAGCACAGCGCAGCUCAUAGACAGAAACGCGGCAACAACAGACUGCAUUUUUUUUUUGUAAUUAACAAAAGUGCUAAAAUAAAAUAUGUCAAGUCCCGCUCGUUCACCGAAUGUGAGAGGUGCUACACCAAAGCAAGGAGCGCGAACGCCAACGCGAAGAAUCGCUACGCAGGAUGUGGAGACGCCAAUGCGCAUGGGUCCAGGACGGCAGCCAGGCAGGCCCUCGGACAACAUAAGUCUGCCACCCACAUCGCCGGCCAACAUCAGCUUGCCGGCAACGAGUCCGGCGCGUGGCUUGGGCGGCAUGAGUGAGAUUGACUUGAGUUCGCCGCUCAACUAUGGCACGCCGAGUUCCAUGGGCUCGAUACGCACGCCACGCUCUGGAAUACGCGGCACUCCACUACGUGCACGUCCAGAUAUACGCACGGAUAAGCGCAUUCGCCAAGUGGCUAUUGGUGGCGCCUCGGGGCUCGAUACCAUACCAGAGAAGGGCUCGGAGACCACAGACCCAGUGUCGGAGGCUUCAGCUGGACCCCAGCUGGUUGUCUGGGGCACCAAUGUUGUCGUCAGUCAAUGCAAGUCCAAAUUCAAAUCAUUCAUUAUGCGCUUCAUAGAUCCGAGUGCCGAACAGGAUGAGAUUUCAGAGAAUAUUGAUGUAAAUCAGCCGUUGUACUUGCAAAAGCUGGAGGAGAUUCAUACCUUGGAGGAACCAUAUUUAAAUCUGAAUUGCUCCCAUCUGAAGACUUUUGACCAGGACUUGUAUCGCCAGUUGAUUUGCUAUCCACAGGAAGUUAUACCUGGCUUCGAUAUGGCCAUUAAUGAAAUGUUCUUUGAACGUUAUCCAGCUGCGCUUUUGGAGCAUCAGAUCCAAGUGCGUCCGUUCAAUGCGGACAAAACGCGUAACAUGCGCUCCCUGAAUCCCGAGGAUAUGGAUCAAUUGAUCAGUACUAGCGGCAUGGUCAUUCGCUCUUCUAACGUCAUACCUGAGAUGCGUGAAGCAUUCUUUAUGUGCAACAUUUGCUCCUACAGCACUACUGUCGAAGUGGAUCGUGGUCGCAUUGCACAGCCAACGCUCUGCACCAACUGUAACACGAAUCACUGCUUCCGAAUCAUUCACAAUCGUAGUGAAUUCACCGACAAACAGCUCAUUAAGUUGCAGGAGUCGCCUGAUGAUAUGGCUGCUGGUCAGACACCACACAAUGUCAUGUUGUAUGCCCACAAUGAUCUGGUGGAUCGAGUGCAGCCUGGUGAUCGUGUCACUGUCACUGGCAUCUAUCGUGCCAUGCCCCUCAAGGGCAAAGGUCUCAAUGUGAAGAGUGUGUACAAGACGCACAUCGAUGUCGUUCAUUUCCGCAAGGUGGACAACAAACGACUCUAUGAGGAGGAAGAGGGUAAGGAUCAUAUUUUCCCUCCAGAGCGUGUUGAGCUGCUCCAAUUGCUAUCCAAGAAGCCCGAUAUCUAUGAUCGUUUGGCGCGUGCAAUUGCUCCUUCAAUUUAUGAGAAUGAUGACAUUAAGAAGGGCAUUCUGCUCCAGCUCUUUGGCGGCACCAAGAAGAAACACGCGACACUCGGUCGCCAGAACUUUAGAUCAGAGAUUCAUCUGCUGCUAUGCGGUGAUCCCGGCACAUCCAAGUCACAAAUGUUGCAGUAUGUCUACAAUCUAGUGCCACGCUCUCAAUACACAUCGGGACGUGGUUCAUCCGCUGUGGGCUUGACUGCCUAUGUGACCAAGGAUCCAGAGACACGUCAACUUGUCCUGCAGACUGGCGCUCUUGUGCUGGCGGACAAUGGUGUCUGUUGCAUCGAUGAGUUUGAUAAGAUGAACGAUUCGACGCGCAGUGUGCUCCACGAGGUCAUGGAACAGCAGACUUUGAGUAUUGCCAAGGCUGGCAUCAUUUGUCAACUUAAUGCACGCACUUCCAUACUGGCUGCAGCCAAUCCCGCCGAGUCGCAGUGGAAUAAGCGCAAAAACAUCAUCGACAAUGUGCAGUUGCCGCACACGCUGCUGUCGCGUUUCGAUUUGAUCUUCUUGGUGCUGGAUCCGCAGGAUGAGCUCUUCGAUAAGCGCUUGGCUAGCCAUUUGGUAUCGCUGUACUAUGUGACACGCCACGAGGAGGAGGACACCAUGUUUGAUAUGAGCGUGCUACGCGAUUACAUUGCCUAUGCUCGUGAACAUCUUUCGCCCACACUAUCAGAUGAGGCGCAGCAGCGUUUGAUUCAGGCAUACGUCGAUAUGCGUAAAGUUGGCGCUGGUCGCGGCCAAAUCUCUGCCUAUCCUCGACAGUUGGAGAGUUUGAUUCGUCUUUCGGAGGCCCAUGCCAAGGUGCGUCUUAGCAAUGAGGUGGAGCUGCGGGAUGUGGAGGAAGCUUGGCGACUGCAUCGUGAGGCCUUGAAACAAUCGGCUACAGAUCCAUUGUCGGGUAAGAUUGAUGUGGGCAUUUUGACCACCGGAUUGUCUACAGCCGCACGCAAGAAACGCGCUGAUCUCGUUGCUGCUAUCAAGGAAAAUCUCAAGAAAAAGGGCAAGGUGCCUACCGUUCCCUAUCAAAAACUAUUCAAGGAGAUCAAGGAAGGCUCCCAAAUUAUGAUUACACGCGAGCAGUUUGAAGAUGCUCUGAAGGAAGUACAAGAUGAGGGCGCCAUUGUUGUUAUGGGCAAAAAUACCAUUCGAAUUUGUUAAUUUCAUUACAACACACACAAAACAUUUCAUUCAUUCCUAAUGUUAAGCUUGAAAAUUAA